Messenger RNA from Quercus robur (English oak), 875 nucleotides. RefSeq lists its product as uncharacterized. NCBI's taxonomy places the organism in Eukaryota, Viridiplantae, Streptophyta, Magnoliopsida, Fagales, Fagaceae. The coding region runs from base 78 to 614 and encodes 178 amino acids. The transcript is spliced from 4 exons. The record is from RefSeq and is a predicted model, not a curated record.
UAUCUGAAUUCUGUAGCUCAAUUAUAGCAAAAAGAAAGAGAGAGAGAGAGAGAGAGAAAUUUUAAUAAGAGAAAAAAAUGGAGUGCUGUAGGGAAAGGCCAAAUAGGAGUGACGAUCACUUGUCGGUGGAAGAAGAAGCAAAGUUGGAAGCAAAGGCAAGAGAGUACUUUGAUGAAGCAGCUCCAAAGCGCCACACUAAGCCUCAGCGUAGUGAGUAUUCUACUCAAUAUGUCGAUGCUCUCUCUAACUCAAACUCAAAUAAUGACAACAACAACAACAACAACAACAACAAUUUCAUCCCCGAACUCGUUGAGUUUCAGCGUCUCGAAAAUGAUCCUCAGAAGCUGAUCUACAAUGGAGGCAAAGUGACAGAGGAAUUUGUGGAGACAGAGUAUUACAAGGAUCUCAACUGUGUUGACAAAGAGCACCACACGACAGGAACAGGGUUCAUCAAAAUGGGGGACAAUAAUGGCCAAUGCUUCCACCUAGAACCUGAGUCUGUGACCAGCUGCCACACCUCUUGCCAAUGUAACCCAGCCACUAAUGAUUGGAUUCCUGGUUCUGCUAAUACGGUAAUUCAUGCUUCAGACAAGCCAAAAAGGAGUGAGAAUUAAAAAUUUGGAGAAUGGGUGCCAUUCUGAUUCAGCCAUUGUUUUCAAUAAAGAUCUAGAAUUUGCAUAUUUUCUAGGCAUGUUUAUUGUGACUUCGUAUGAAAAAUGUCUGUUGGAUAUGAAAUGGUAUCUGCGUGGUACCUGCUUGGGUUUAAGAGAGGUAAGGAUGGUUGUGUUUGGACUGUGCUAUGUAGCCUUUGUACUCAGAUUCUAGCUCUUAAGAAAAUUCUCCUUCUUGGUCUAAAGAGGGAAACAUUUUAUCAA